Molecule: messenger RNA, 249 nt
Organism: Effrenium voratum
Lineage: Eukaryota; Dinophyceae; Suessiales; Symbiodiniaceae
Source: the annotation of a GenBank genome assembly
AUGGUGCAGUACGACCACCAGGAUGGCAAAAAGGUGGAAGGCAAGUGGCUGGCACGCUAUGAGGGCGAGUGGAAAGACGGGAAGUUCCACGGGAAGGGCCUGUACGAGACGGCGGACGGGCUCAAGUACACGGGCCAGUUCGCCAACAACCUGCGAGAUGGUGACGGGAUCGAAGAGAUCAGCGAUGAGUUGGCUCUCAAGAUUGGGUACAGCAAGUACGAGGCCGCGGCACACCUGGAAUCUCCAUGA